GUAAAAAUAAAGGAAUAAAAAAAGUAGACGUGACCAUGACAGAUGGAGCAGAUUAAAGUGGUGGCUGGGGAGCCAUCGGCCACGUAUCCUUGUGAGCCUUGUGAGAGACUGCACCCCCUGCGGCCCUACUGCCUCACAUGAAAGCGGCGUUUAACAACUGAUGAAGAAUCUGAGUUUGGAGUAGGAAGUCUCCCAACUGCCCGAGCCUCUCUGGUGGCAGCAGCUACGGAUAUAAUCAUCUCUCUUUUGCUAAUCUCUCAAAUCUGAAAAAAUGGCAACUCAUGAUCCAGAGCAUCCCACUCUGUCUUCCCCUGGACAGGAGCCUCUCCUUUACGGUCAACAGCGGCAAGUCGAGAAUUAUUCUGUACUCGCCUCUAUACUGCCAUUCCUGUUCCCUGCUUUUGGAGGACUGCUCUAUGGUUAUGAUAUCGGUGCUACAUCCUGUGCCACAAUUUCCAUAGAGUCUGCCACAUCAAGUGGGAUUUCAUGGUAUGACUUAUCCUCUGUGCAGCUUGGUCUCAUAACUAGUGGCUCACUCUAUGGUGCUCUGAUUGGCUCUGUUCUGGCCUUCAAUAUCGCAGAUUUCCUUGGUCGAAGAAGGGAAUUGAUUCUGUCUUCUGUACUAUAUCUUAUUGGAGCAGUGAUAACAGCAAUUGCGCCCGUCUACGUUCUAAUGGUUAUUGGACGUUUUGUUUAUGGUGUAGGAAUUGGUUUGGCGAUGCAUGCUGCUCCAAUGUACAUUGCAGAGACAUCACCAAGCCAGAUAAGAGGGUUGCUUAUUUCUCUUAAAGAGUUUCUCAUAGUCUUCGGAAUGCUAUUGGGCUAUACAGUUGGUAGCCUUCUGGUGGAAGCAGUUUCUGGUUGGCGGUAUAUGUAUGGAAUUAGCGCUCCGUUAUCAAUUUUUAUGGGAAUUGGAAUGUGGUGGCUUCCUGCAUCGCCUAGGUGGAUUCUUCUAAGCGCCAUUCAAGGAAAGGGUGAUACGCGGGAUCUACGAGAGACAGCUGUACAUUGCCUUUGCAAGCUGAGGGGUGAUGCAGUUGGGGAUUCAGCAUAUGAUCAGGUGGAUGAGAUUCUAUCUGAGCUUUCUCAUCUAAGUGAAGAAAAAGAAACUACCUUUACUGAAAUAUUUCAAGGAAAGUGUUUGAAAGCCCUAACCAUAGGUGCAGGACUGGUCAUGUUCCAACAGAUUACUGGGCAACCUAGUGUUUUGUAUUAUGCAGCAAAAAUAUUCCAGGAUGCUGGAUUUGCUGCCGCAGCUGACGCCACAAGGGCCUCAAUCUUUCUUGGGUUGUUGAAGCUGAUUAUGACAGGUGUGGCAGUUGUAGUUGUUGAUAGACUUGGGAGAAGACCUCUUCUACUUGGAGGCGUCUCUGGAAUUGCAGUGGCUUUAUUUCUUCUGGGAUCAUAUUACACCUUUCUUGGUAAUGCCCUGCCUGUUGCUGUCAUUGCUCUGCUAUUGUAUGUUGGGUGUUACCAGUUAUCAUUUGGUCCGAUUGGGUGGCUGAUGAUUUCAGAGAUCUUUCCUUUGCGGGUGAGAGGGAAGGGAUUAAGCAUUGCAGUUCUUGUGAAUUUUGGCCUUAAUGCAAUUGUGACCUUUGCGUUUUCUCCUAUGGAGGACUUGGUUGGAGCUGGAAACGUGUUCUUCAUAUUUGGUUGCAUAGCCAUUGCAGCUCUUAUUUUCGUCUUCUUCAUUGUUCCGGAGACAAAGGGGCUAACGUUGGAGGAGAUCGAGGCCAAAUAUCUUUGUUAAAUAUUGUCACAGUAGAGGCACCACCGGUCUCCACCUAUGCACGACGGUCUCUUACUAUCGCAUAAUAUGGUUCUUCUGAGUAUAAUCUGUUUUUCCUUGUGCAUAGGUGUUAUUAAAAUGUAUUUGGGUAUCUAAUACAAAACAUUUGAAAUAUCUAGAGGUGAUACGGAGUAUGAUUUAUCUGUGGAUAUUUCCCUAUUUGGAACCAUUGCAAAGUGAAAUUAACUUUCCAGCAGUGGCUGUGAAAACUGAUGACCCUGG
Molecule: messenger RNA, 2011 nt
Organism: Cuscuta europaea
Lineage: Eukaryota; Viridiplantae; Streptophyta; Magnoliopsida; Solanales; Convolvulaceae
Source: the annotation of a GenBank genome assembly